AUGAAUCCAGGCUCAUCUGUUGUGAACAUUGUUUUCGAAGGGGUUUAUAUGGAGACCGAAGAGAAUGGAGGAGAGCGUUUGAUGUGUUUGGUAGGAAGUUCAGCUUCAAUCUUACCUUGUACUGAUACAUGUGAAUAUGAUGUAUUCUCGGAGCAAAACAGCCAAAUUCCAAGGUACAACCGCCGCCAUAUUCGUUUCUUGCAAGAUGAUCAAGUUUUGCUUGUUCUACGGUAUCCUAAAAUCUUCAAAUUGACAAAAAGAGCAAUCCGGGGAGAAAUGUUAAGUCUCAAUACACAAGGAGGGCCAAGGUACUUCAGUAAAGUUUAUAUAUCUUCUCAAAUGAAUGGCCACUCGAAAUAUCAAUUUAGUUCAGAAUUGCUACAGUCUACAACUUUUGAUCCUCCCCCUUACCAAGAUGAAAUGAUGGAAGGUGGUGUCCAGAUGUUUACUGCUAGAGACUUCUGCGCGGUACUUGACUAUGAAUAUAGAGAAAUAUUUUCAAGUAUUGCUCCAAAUUACAGGUUCAGCAGUAGCCAUAAGCUCCAGAUCCAUGGCAACUUAGGCCCUUUCAUGCUCGGGAAUGAGAUGGAUGCUGGUGGUGAUUUGAGCUAUGACAAUGUUGAGUUCAUUUUCCAACAUGUCAAAUGCGAGCAGGAUCCUAACAGAACCGACAUUGCAAAUGUUUCUGCAGUGCUGAGAGCAUUUACCAAAGGAAGCUUUCAAUAUUUCGAAAGAUUAAGAACCGGCCUUUCUGGUUCGACUUUGGCCACUGAGGGUAUAUGGAAUUCUUCUUCUGGACAGCUUUUCAUGGUUGGAUGUCAAGGGACAGUCGACAUGGGAUCCGAAGGAUGUGACUAUGUGAUUGCAAUGUACUCUCCACAAUCAUUUUCCAUUAAUCAGAGAAGCUUUUUGUUUGGAACCAUAAUCAAUGUGAAAAAGGAUAUAGCUCUAGACAAUCCUUUAUAUUUCAAUGCAAGGAAAGGCAUAGGCGCAAGAGAUUUCACGGAAUAUUUACCUUACAAUUAUUCCAAGAUCAAUUUGGUCAGUGCAUUCCAAAAGGUAACUCUAUCUUAUCAAAUUCUAAACAUUGCCAAGCAGUGGCUCUUCCUGUAUCCAGCUCUAAAAGAUGGAGAAGACCCGUUUGCUCAGCUAAGCAUAUUGGCCGAAGACCUUGCAUUAGUUGGCUAUGCAGUCCCAGAUGGUCAACUGAUUGCUGGACCGGAAUCCCGAGUCUUGACUAUUCAGGUACUUUCUUUGGGUCCAUUAUCUGGAUGGUCUGAACCCAAUUUUGUGAAGGGAAAUCUCUGUAGGAAACCAGACAUUUCAAAAGAUGAUCUCACAAGCUGCAGGUUCUGGAAUGUGUCGAUGCAUCUCGCUUUCAGCAACAUGAGAGAAUACAAGCAAACAACUUACAAGAAUAUCUCUGAAUUGUACCUGGAAGGUGUAUAUGAUCCUAUUAUGGGUGAGAUGCAUUUGAUUGGAUGUAGGAAGGCUUCGGUGGCAAGUGUCAGCAUUGAACGAGGCCAAGAUUGUCUUAUAUCAGUGAAAAUUCAGUAUCCACCUGUAAACUUACAAUGGUGGAAAAAACCAAUUGCCGAGAUCACCUUCAGUAGCCAAAGAAAAGAAUACGAUCCUCUCUACUUUAGCUUGAUUACCAUUCAUGCUCGUUUGACUCAAUAUCCAGAUUAUUUGAAAGCAGCUGCAAAUCGAGCAUACUUGGUGGUGAUUGUAGGCAUUGUACUGCUCACAGUAUCGAUUGCAAUCAUAUGGAACCAACUCUCAUACAUGAAGGUAACCGCAGAUAUCGCUCCUUACAUUUCUACUACCAUGAUUGCUUUUCAGUUCCUUGGAUAUAGCCUUCCACUGAUCUAUGGUGGCAAAGUCAUACUGAAAUCAAUGGAACCCGAAGCUUACAAUGCAUUGCCUAGUGAUCAACAUGAGUAUGGAAUGUUGAAAUUCCUACAAAGUUUCGAAAGGGCUCUUUUGCUGGUUGUCAUACUACUUACUGCAAGACUUUUCAAUGUGGUAACCGAAUCUAGAAGUAAGACGCUCUUCCAAGGUUCCUCUAACCCAAGAUACGGUUCUAGAGAGAAAAGGGUAUUGUUGAGUAGCAUGGCUAUAUACACUUUCGGGUUUCUUAUUUGGCUUGUUGCUGGAUAUAAUCCUGAUGUACAAGUACAACAGCUAAAUAUUGAAAACGACAUGCAUGAACCAAGAAAUGGGCAGCAAAUAUUGCAAACUCGGAUGGGUGCAAUGGAGGUUUUAGUUUAUUUUCUACAAAACUACUUUCUGCUUCCUCAGAUUAUUAGCAAUGGAUUGAUGGCAAUGCCUGGUAAAUCCUUGAAGGAAGCCUAUUACCUUGGAUUGACUUUAAUUAGGCUCCUCGUGCACUUUUUGAACUACAUAGUGGAUCCUGUUAUAAAUGCCAAAGUUGAAAGAUUUCAAGUCUCGAGUUCAAACUCAACAUAUCUAAUGCUUCCCAGGGUUCUCGGUCCGAUAACGAUGAUUAUAUGUGCAGUUAGAGUCUACAUCCAGCAGAACUGGAAAAACAAGAAGCAUUAA
This is a messenger RNA of Hibiscus syriacus, 2562 nucleotides long. RefSeq lists its product as uncharacterized. Gene Ontology annotation, cellular component: intracellular membrane-bounded organelle. Lineage: Eukaryota; Viridiplantae; Streptophyta; Magnoliopsida; Malvales; Malvaceae. The record is from RefSeq and is a predicted model, not a curated record. The coding region runs from base 1 to 2562 and encodes 853 amino acids. The transcript has a single exon.